AUGAGUCUAGGCCUGAAGAUCUUUCACAAGACGCCUUACCCGGCCAUUGACCCCAGACAACCCAAACUCAGUCAAGCAGGCAAGACAGUUCUCGUGACUGGAGGGAAUGGCGGUAUCGGCCUCGCUAUUGCCAGGAACUUCAUCACCGCUGGCGCCAGGCGUGUUAUCAUCGUUGGCCGCGAGGGCCAGGCGAUCGAGUCCUCCACCAUCGUGGACGGGCGCAUCUGCGACACGAGUGAUAUUGAUGCGACUGCGGCUCUUUGGGAUCGUCUGGAAGGGGAGGGCAUUGUUGUUGAUGUUGUUGUCAUGAACGCCGCAUCUUUUGGAGAUGCAAAGUCGCUGUUGGAAGCAGGUCGUGAUCGGGUCUGGCAGUCAUAUAUCACCAACGUCCAAUCCCACCUUGACUUUGCGGAGCGACUGUACAAACAAAAGGGACAAGGUGCUCCAGGACGGAAGUAUCUGAUUAAUAUUUCCACAGUGGCCAUAUAUAUGUGGACUGGCGUGACCCCUCAGAUUCCAUCAUAUGGCCUGACCAAGAAUUCGGGUACGGCUCUGAUGCAACAGAUUGCCAAAGACGUAAGGCCUGAAGAGCUGCAGAUCGUCAGCAUUCACCCUGGCAGUGUGCUCUCAGAUACUGCCCGUGCUGCUGGAUUAAACGAGAGUAGUCUCUCAUGGGAUGAUGAAAACCUAGCUGGGCAGACCGUCGUGUGGGCGUCAACCCCUGAGGCUGAGUUCUUGCACGGACGAUUUGUGUUGGCCAACUGGGACAUCGAAGAGCUUAUGACCGGCAGCUUUAGAAUGCGGCUUACGAAUGACCUGAACUUCCUCAAAGUUGGCGUUAAUGGCCUGUCUGAGAGCACGACAUCUUUGCAAGUACAAAGGACACGACUGGAUUAA
Messenger RNA from Trichoderma breve, 897 nucleotides. RefSeq names its product short chain dehydrogenase domain-containing protein. The transcript is spliced from 5 exons. The record is from RefSeq and is a predicted model, not a curated record. Gene Ontology annotation, molecular function: oxidoreductase activity, acting on the CH-OH group of donors, NAD or NADP as acceptor. NCBI's taxonomy places the organism in Eukaryota, Fungi, Ascomycota, Sordariomycetes, Hypocreales, Hypocreaceae. The coding region runs from base 1 to 897 and encodes 298 amino acids.